AGCCAAGGCUAUGUUCUGCCUGAAGGGAAAAUCAUGCCAAAUACCAUUUUUGUGGGUGGAAUUGACAUUCGGAUGGAUGAGACAGAAAUUCGGAGCUUCUUUGCACGAUAUGGCACUGUUAAAGAAGUGAAAAUAAUCACAGACAGAACUGGUGUGUCCAAGGGAUAUGGAUUUGUGUCAUUUUUGGACAAUGUCGAUGUACAGAAAAUAGUAGAAUCACAAAUCAACUUUCAUGGGAAGAAACUCAAACUAGGGCCUGCAAUAAGAAAACACCCAAACCUAUGUGCUUAUCAUGUGCCACCGAGACCAGUGCUUAUUAAUUCACCCACACCUCAGUUCCACAGCGUUUGGAGCAACCAGGAAGCAUAUUUGCAGCCUCCAGCUGUGAUGAGUCCUGUCACACAAUAUGUUCAGGCGUAUCCUUACGGGUCGCCAGCUUUAUUAAUUCAGCAACAGGUACCUGUAGGGUUUCAGCCUGCUUACAACUAUCAGGUUCCACCACAAUGGCCACCUGGAGAACCCAGAAACUAUAUUGUGCCUCCGGCUUAUACCAUGAAUUAUGGUGGUGAUUUGGAGGUAGGCGCAGAACAGGCAGAGUGUUCUAUGGCCGAGACUGCACAGUCCUGUGGAAACAGUCCACAAAAGAAAUCUGUGGACCGAAGCAUACAGACAGUCGUGUCAUGUCUAUGUAAUCCAGACAACAGAUUGAGGAACAAUAUUGUAACUCAGGAGGACUAUCUUAAGGAGAAAAGGGCACAUCAUUUUAGAAGAAGCAGAGCUGUACUCAAAUCUGUUUGA
Molecule: messenger RNA, 798 nt
Organism: Zootoca vivipara (common lizard)
Lineage: Eukaryota; Metazoa; Chordata; Lepidosauria; Squamata; Lacertidae
Source: RefSeq, a predicted model, not a curated record